CGUUUGACGUCACACGCAUCUCGCAGGUACAGAAGUCCAUCGUGCAAAAUGAAAACAACUGUUACAUAAACAUCAUUAAUUACCCUGGAGCUGAUCGCAUGUGCAAACGGAUUCACAAUUUGUGUAAAAUAACUCUGAACUUUAUUUCACGUUUUGUCUGGACUGUUUUUUUUCUCGCUGUCGCAUUGCAAAAGCAAGGAAGUAAAGUGAGAGAAGGAUCAUGGCAGAGAAACCUCAGCUGGUCAAUAAUUCACCAGAGGACAUUGAGACUGAUGAGUGCAUGAGCACAUACACACAUAUCUACAGCCCUGAUCUGCUCAUUGAUCAAGUGGCCUUUAUAACUGGUGGAGGGUCAGGUAUUGGGUUUCGAAUAGCAGAAAUUCUGAUGAGGCAUGGUUGUGACACAGUCAUCGCCAGCAGAAAUCUGGAGAAACUCACAGAGGCGGCGAAGAAGUUAAGCAGCACCACAGGCAGACGGUGUUUGCCGUUUACCAUGGAUGUACGUCAACCGGAGACGAUUUCUGCUGCCGUGGAUGAAACCCUGAAGACAUUUGGACGUGUUGACAUACUUAUUAACAAUGCGGCAGGUAAUUUCUUGUGUCCAGCUACAUCAUUGUCUUUUAACGCUUUCAAGACAGUAAUGGAGAUCGACACCAUGGGAACUUUCAACACCAGUAAAGUCAUCUAUGACAAAUGGUUCAAGGAUCAUGGCGGCUCCAUUGUCAACAUUUCCGCCACGCUAGGAUACAGAGGUCAGGCUCUCCAGGUGCAUGCUGGGUCAGCAAAGGCUGCAAAUGAUGCCAUGACAAGGCAUUUGGCGGUCGAGUGGGGUCCCAGUGGUGUGAGGGUGAACACAGUGGCCCCAGGGCCCAUCUCUGGCACAGAGGGAUACCGUAGACUGGGUGGUUCACUUGCUGAGUCAGUUGGAGCUUUCCGCAGCAUCCCGCUGCAAAGAGCCGGCAAUAAGACGGAGAUGGCGCAUGCGGUUCUUUUCCUGGCCAGCCGUGCGGCUUCGUAUGUCACCGGCGCUAUACUGGUUGCAGACGGAGGGGCGUGGCUCACCUCGGCCAAUGACGUGGAACGGCUGCUGGGUAUUAUCUCAUCUCGCUCUGCAAAACUAUGAACAGCACCACACACGGGUUUUUGGUCAGCAGAGAAACGGAAGGAUAAAUAACACAAAUAUAAAGGAUGAAAUCAACAGCAAUGGACAAGUUGAUCACGCCAUCUUACAUCUGUAUGAUAAUUGUUGAAUAUUACAAAAACGUCCAUAUUAUUUUUCACCGCAAAACUAAAGAAAAAAUAAGAGAUUAUAUUCUGUGUUAAGAGAUUUAAGACUAAUUUUAGGACUUAAAUUUUAGAAUGAAACAUUUCGACCCAAUUUCUAACUUCUGGAGUAAAUUCUAUUUAUUUUCUUUGGAUUUUCAGCAUAAAUGUUAGUACAAAGAACAAUUUGCAAUUUUAAUCAUAUUCAUAUGUUUUCUACUUUGAUGAUGAGAAUGAGUUUCUUUUGUCUCAUGGCAGUAAUGACUGCUUUUUAUAUAUUUUCUAAUUUUAUUUCUUUGAUUUUGAGGUGAAACAUGAUGGACGUGUUUUUGAAUUUAUGAAAGUAAGAUUUUUAUAGAAACCCUUAAACUGUCUUCUCAUUACAUGAUGGUUAUAUUGAUAUUUCAAGCAUGUUUAACCAAAAAGUAUUAGUAAUUACAAUGUAUAUUUUACUUCUGGUAACAUAACUGACCACUCAAGCACUACAUUAGCACCGUUUUUUAAUUUUCAGCUACAGUAUACGCAACCAUGUCAAAGUUUUUUAAACAGUAAAAUGUUUAAUGUUUUAUAAAAAAAAAGCCUCUUCUGCUCCCCAAGCCUGCAUUUAUUUGAUCCAAAGUACAGCAAAAACAGUAAAAUUUUGAUAUAUUUUUUACUAUUUAAAAUACCUGUUUUCUAUUUGAUUGUGAUCAAAGCUGAAUUUUGAGCAUCAUUACUCCAGUCUUCAGUGUCACAUGAUCCUUCAGAAAUCAUUCUAAUAUUCUGAUUUGCUGUUCAAGAAACAUUUAUUAUUAUUAUUAUAAAUAUUU
Messenger RNA from Labeo rohita (rohu), 2072 nucleotides. RefSeq names its product 2,4-dienoyl CoA reductase 2, peroxisomal (gene decr2). Bases 221 to 1123 code for a protein of 300 amino acids. The record is from RefSeq and is a predicted model, not a curated record. NCBI's taxonomy places the organism in Eukaryota, Metazoa, Chordata, Actinopteri, Cypriniformes, Cyprinidae. The transcript has 10 exons. Gene Ontology annotation, molecular function: 2,4-dienoyl-CoA reductase (NADPH) activity. Gene Ontology annotation, biological process: fatty acid catabolic process.